Debaryomyces fabryi is the source of this 609-nucleotide messenger RNA. It is a transcript of the gene EMP24, whose product is annotated as Emp24p. The record is from RefSeq and is a predicted model, not a curated record. Lineage: Eukaryota; Fungi; Ascomycota; Pichiomycetes; Serinales; Debaryomycetaceae. Gene Ontology annotation, cellular component: endoplasmic reticulum-Golgi intermediate compartment; Golgi apparatus; COPII-coated ER to Golgi transport vesicle. Gene Ontology annotation, biological process: protein retention in ER lumen; endoplasmic reticulum to Golgi vesicle-mediated transport; intracellular protein transport. The transcript has 2 exons. The coding region runs from base 1 to 609 and encodes 202 amino acids.
AUGAAGUUGUCAGUUAUAGCAUUGACUUUGAUGUCAUUGUUUCUUACAAUGAUCGAAGCCCAUAAUGUGUUAUUACCUCCAUAUGGAAAGCACUGCUUCUUUGAAAACUUGAAGAAGAAUGACGAAUUGGCAGUGAGUUUCCAAGUUGGAUCAAGAGAUCCCCACAACUCCGAACAAUAUGUCGUUGACUUUCAUAUCACAACCCCUAAUGGUCAAGUGGUUUUGAAGAGACAAGACUUGGAUCACGGGGACGAGCAAAUAAAGGCCCAAACCUCCGGUAAGUACCAAUACUGUUUCUCUAACGAAAAAACUAGUCGUGUCGACUUGGAUGUGUCCUUCAAUAUUCACGGGGUUGUCUAUGUUGACGUUAACGAUCCUAAAGCCGACUCAUUGGACUACGCGAUUCAAAGAAUGAGCCAAUUGACCAACGAUGUUAAGGCCGAGCAAACUUAUCUUGUCAUCAGAGAAAGAACCCACAGAAAUACGGCUGAAUCUACCAAUUCUAGGGUAAAAUGGUGGUCGGUAUUCCAGAUCUUGGUGGUUGCGGCCAAUUCGGUAUUCCAAAUUUACUACUUGAAGCGUUUUUUCGAGGUCAAAUCAGUAGUUUAA